Messenger RNA from Daucus carota subsp. sativus, 891 nucleotides. RefSeq names its product protein SOB FIVE-LIKE 5. Bases 147 to 677 code for a protein of 176 amino acids. The transcript has 4 exons. Lineage: Eukaryota; Viridiplantae; Streptophyta; Magnoliopsida; Apiales; Apiaceae. Gene Ontology annotation, biological process: cytokinin biosynthetic process. The record is from RefSeq and is a predicted model, not a curated record.
AAGCUCAUAGCAUGGUGACAAACCAAGUCUAGGAUUUCAUCUCUCAUUCUUUUGUUUUCUUUCUUCUCUUCUCAUCUUCUUUUAUUUAUUUAUUCAUCUCUCCCUUGUGAUUCAACAAAGAAAUAGAGAGCUAUACGGAUAAUAACAUGAAUAAUAAUAAUAAUAAUAUGUCAACUUCUGAAUGUAGUAGUGGAUGUGAAUCUGGAUGGACUACUUACUUGGAUCAUUCCUCUGUUUCUGCUUAUCAAUAUGAUAAGACACAUUGGAGGAGCUUGGGAUUUAAUGUGGAUCAAGAAACUGAGGAUUUGUCUAUGGUUUCUGAUGCAUCAUCUGGGCCUAGGUACUUGUAUGAUGAAGAUCAGUCUUCUGCUUAUUUUUCGGCUUCGGGUUCGGGUUUUGUUUUCAAGCAGCAGCAGGGGACUAAGAAGCCGAAAAAUAAAAUGAAGGGUAUGGUAAUGAAGAAUGAAGAUGCUUUUCUUGAUGAUACUGCUAGCUCCCAUGUUUUUAAGAACAAUUCGAGUCAUUCCAUCAACCAAGAAACAAAUCAGGAUAACUCUGCAACUCAGCAUAAGGGGAAAUCUGCACUGAAGAAGGGUUUUGGAUUUCUGAAAUCUUCAGUUUCAGGGAAAGCAGCUUCACAGAAGUCAGGUGGUUUGCAGGGGAGGAAAUGGCAAUAAGGAAUUGCAUUGAUGGUGUAUCUUCUGUCUCUGCUGCAGCUACUCAAGAGAGAGAAAAAAUGCAGUAGAUUUUGAAGAUCUUGUUUUUUUUAACUAUCUUUAUUUAUUUGUUCCUGUUUGUUAUUGUUCUUGUCUAUGCAAAGGGAAACAACCUGAGCACAUAAAUAUUAAAAACAAAGAAAAAAGAAAAAAAUUUAUAUCCUCCUUUCUGUUC